AAAGCCAAAUCUACACUCGCUCGCAGACACACUCCCCCUCCCUCGCUGCUCCUUCCCCACACUGCCCUGCCCCGCUCCGCCCACAGAUCGCUCGCUCCUCCAAUCGAAUCCCAAUCUCCGCCCAAGCAAGCGAGCACCCAGCUAGCGAGCUUCCUGGUCCUGAUCGAUCGGAGGCAGAAUGGGCGGGCCACUGGGCGCCAUCAUCGGCCGCUACCCCUCGGCGGCCACCGGCGGGGGCGGAGAAGACGAGCUUGGAAGCGGCGGCGGCGGCGGCGGCGGGGAAGGCAUUAUACGGCACGACCGCAGGUGCCGCGACCUGGCGUUCCUGGUGCUCUUCGCCGCCUUCUGGGUCGCCAUGAUCGUCAACUCCAGCUUCGGCUUCAACCAGGGCAACCCGCUCAGGCUGACAUACGAACUGGACUACAAAGGGAACGUUUGUGGUGACAGGCACGGUGACCCAGAUGUGCACGAGCUUGAUGUUAGAUAUUGGAUGGACCCGAACCAGGUGUACCAAAGUGGACUCAAGAGCAGCAAGGUUAACCUGGCCGAUGCCAAAGCUAUCUGCCUGAUGGAGUGCCCCACUCCGGCACCAGAUAGAUUGAACUUUGUUUGUGAUUAUCCAGAGGGGGAUAUAAAGCUAUCUGUUGAUGAUUGGAUCAAUAGGGACUAUGAUUACUUUGAUUUUCUCACACCAGACAUGAGAAACAGUUCCCUUCAGCUUCAGGGUCCAUGCUACCCUGUCAUAUUCCCUAGUGUAAACGUUUAUUGGAGCUGCCAAUAUAUUGCCCGGGCAUCCAAUGUUUCUCUGAAGCAUUGGCUACAGAUGGGUGGUGUAAACAUUGAAGAAAACUUGCUUAUAGACAAAACAAGCCACAAGGCCGUCGAUUCCAGAUCUGCAGUGCUGAAGAGAUAUGUUGCAGACAUUGGGAAGUCCUGGCCUGUGUUAAUUGUGUGUGGUGGACUCCUUCCUCUUUUUUUGUCCGUGAUCUGGUUGCUUAUGAUUCGUUACUUUGUUGCUGCCAUGACGUGGAUAACAGUAGUGCUCUUCAAUGCCCUUGUGAUAUCCGUUACUAUGUUUUGUUACAUAAAAGCUGGCUGGAUUGGAAAUGACCCCUUAACUGUUGUUAUUGGUGAAAGUGAUCCUUAUGUCCACAUAACUGGGCGGGAAAUAAGCCACCUUCAUGCUGCUACGGUGCUGAUGACAAUAAUAAUGAUUAUUGCUUUUCUGUCCUCAAUAGCUAUUAUUCGGCGUAUACUGAUAGCCACACCUGUGCUUAAGGUUGCUGCAAAGGUCAUUGGUGAAGUUCAGGCACUGAUAUUUUUCCCAGUUGUGCCAUACUUUAUCCUUGCUAUCUUUUAUAUGUUCUGGUUUUCUGCUACACUCCAUCUCUUCAGCUCUGGUCAAGUUAUUCGGAAUGACUGCAAUACGGAUUGUUGUUCAUAUGAUCUGAAGUUGGGCAAAGUAAACUGUGACAACUGUUGUGGAUACAGCAUCCAUUACACCCCUCAUAUUGGCAUUGCCAUUCUUUUCCACUUAUUUGGCUGUUAUUGGGCAACUCAAUUCUUUGUGGCAUGUUCUUCAACUGUGAUUGCUGGAUCAGUUGCUUCAUACUACUGGGCACGUGGUGAAAUAUCACAUGAGAUACCAUUUUUUACCGUUGUCUCUUCACUCAAGCGACUGUUGCGUUACAGCCUUGGAUCUGCUGCUAUAGGUUCGCUUGUUGUAUCUCCUGUUGAGUGGGUGCGGUUUAUACUAGAAUGCUUCCGCCGCAAAUUAAAGCUAGUUGGUUCGGCCCGGGAGAGCUGCUUUGGGAAAAUGACAUCAUCCUCAUCUCAAUGCUGCCUGGGCUGCAUAGACUGGACUCUCAUGUCUGUAAAUCGAAAUGCCUAUAUAAUGAUUGCCAUUACUGGGAAAGGAUUCUUCAAAGCUUCUGUGCUCGCGACUGGUUUAAUAAUGAACAACAUACUGCGCAUUGGAAAAGUCAAUGUAAUAGGAGAUGUGAUCCUCUUCCUGGGGAAACUGUGUGUGAGUUUGUUCUGCGCGCUUUUUGCCUUCCUCAUGUUAGACACUCACAAGUACAAGUCUGCACACAACAAGAUAUCGUCUCCGCUGGUUCCUGUGCUGGUAACAUGGGCCCUUGGAUAUACAGUUGCCAAGCUGUUCUUUGCUGUCGUCGAGAUGUCCAUCGAGACCAUAAUCCUUUCGUUCUGCCAGGACGCCGAGGAACACCAGGGGAACGCGCAGUACGCGCCCCCUCUUCUCAUGGAAACACUAGACGAGCAGAGUGAGCUGCAAAGACUAACUCAAGGACCCUGACCUUUUCAACCUCUCUCGGAACUAGAGCCAAAAUGGAAAUGCAGUAGAACACUGAUCAGAUUUAUUCUUUUCAUGUGUUCUUGGCCUGUCGAUCUCCUGUAGUCUUCUUCGAGUAUGAGCCUGGCUUAUUUCUGUUGACCUAAUUGGCAACUGUUAGGCACCUUAUGUUAAGUCUUAUGACUUAUGUAGUGUAUGUGCUUGGCUAAUGUAAUGCAUUGCUUAGUGAAGUAGAUUCAAAGCUUGAUGGAAUCCAUGGUAUAUAUGGGAGCUGCUGACUGCGCUA
Molecule: messenger RNA, 2600 nt
Organism: Brachypodium distachyon (stiff brome)
Lineage: Eukaryota; Viridiplantae; Streptophyta; Magnoliopsida; Poales; Poaceae
Product: choline transporter protein 1
Exons: 10
Coding region: 179-2317 (712 amino acids)
Biological process (GO): transmembrane transport
Cellular component (GO): membrane
Molecular function (GO): transmembrane transporter activity
Source: RefSeq, a predicted model, not a curated record